UUAGUAAAGAACUGCGGUUUGAUCUCAAAAGCGGGAUAAAGCAGAUGUUGAAGUCAGGAGAACUUUGGGUGUGGGGACAGGGAGGAAGCGGACAGCUGGGGACUAAGUCCAACAAGGUAGAGGACCUCCCGACCCCCUCCAAGAGUCAGAUACCUUUCAUUGGGAUCGCUGCGGGGAAGAACUAUUCUAUUGCUAUCAGCGAUGAUUUAAGGGUUUACCGAUCAGGAGUGCUGUGUAACCAACAAAAUGAUGGAAUUAAGGAAUUUUCCAGAAUUGAGGCUCUCACAAACAUAAAGGCAAUUGCGGUAGGGCAGUCCCACGCAGCUGCAGUGAAUGGUAACGGGGAGAUUUACCUGUGGGGUAACAACAAAGACACACAAGUGUGUCCCAAGAGAAUAGCUCUGGUGCCAAAACCUAUGAAAGUUACUGGACUCAACACAGUGUCAAUAAAACAGGUGUGCUGUGGAGAGGGGUUCACAUUGUGCCGCACAGUGGACGGUAGACUGUACUCGUGGGGGCGGGGUCAGUAUGGGGUAUUGGGGCAGGGGGACGAGCAGCCCCGGAAUAUACCAUCUCUCGUUACUUCUCUCCCUUUUACUGACAUUGUUCACAUUGAUGCUGGUCACUCUUAUGCUGCUGCUGUCUCACAAGAGGGGGAAGUUUUAACGUUUGGUAAGAACACGGACGGACAGCUGGGACACGGUCACAAAGACAACGUGCUGGUUCCAACCCCUGUGGAGGGGAUGGGCUCUCAUCACGUGGUUAGAGUUAGCUGCUCUCGAGGGGAGAAGGGUUCGUGA
Molecule: messenger RNA, 800 nt
Organism: Bolinopsis microptera
Lineage: Eukaryota; Metazoa; Ctenophora; Tentaculata; Lobata; Bolinopsidae
Exons: 6
Coding region: 45-800 (251 amino acids)
Source: RefSeq, a predicted model, not a curated record